AUGGUUGUAUAUGUUCAAUGGGUGAAAGCUGGAUAGGAAAAGAGUAAAUUCGCCAUGUACGUCGGAGAUGAGGACAUCCACACUGCGAACGAGCGUCGACUUUCGAAGUUAAUUAGAAAUGUAGCGAAGAAAUUACACACUGGAAAGGGUCGAAAUAAUGGUCAGACGGUAACGGACACGAAAUUAUAGCUUCGGAGAUCCAUAGACAUAUUUAUAAAGAUAGUGACGAAACUCGUUCAGGUAUGAAAGUUCAAAUUACGUCGUAAAUUAUUAUUCCCCACGCACUUGUAACGUGCCCAGCCAGUAAAAUGGAGUCAAUGUAAUGCGAGUCGCUCAAGCGGUGGUCUCAAGAAUGAUCUCUCGUUUCGUUUGUUCGCAACAUUAAAACCACUAGCUGUUGUUGAAUAUAAUGAAGGAAAGUGUGGUAUAGAUUAUUCCGACCAAAUGGUUUCUUAUGCCAUCACAAUUAGAAAAGGAAUCAAAUGGUACAGAAAACUUGGCAUUCAACUCCUUCUGGGAAUUUCUGUUGUAGACGCUUUGAUGGUUUACAGAAUUGCAACAAGGAAGAAUAUAAAUAUUAGAAUAUUUGGACAAUUAUUAGUUGCAAAAUUAUUAGGGUUGUCUGAAAAUGCAAAAAAUCCUUGUCUUCGACAGAGUCAGCAUAAUGUCGCCAAGUUGAUGGAAGCAUGGUACGCGAAAGCGGACAUGGAGAGGUUGCAAGAAAUACGAAGUCAAGUAAACGUGCCUUAGGGCAAUGAUGCAAUAGCGGCGAAUCCCUUCCAAAUUGAUCGACGUUCUUUGAGCAGCGAACUGGAUUUUUCUGAAAUAACAGAGAACGGCAUGUACGCUAUAAGCGACAGAGAUUCUUUUCUCUUUUAGUAUUCAUUAACAGCGAUUCAAUUGAGUCGCCUUUGCGAUGGUUUGACCAUUUAUAGCAGCGAGGAACUCGGUUUCGUAAAUAUGUUUGUGCUAAACAUGCUUGAGAUGAAUAACAGGAAAUAUGCAAACGCUUUAACAUCUGGUAUGUUGGCAGCGGAUAUGGUUUACUAUCUCAUACGGAAAAAGAUUUCAUUUAGAGAAACUUAUCACUUAACCGUAAAAGUUGUUGCUCUGGCAGAAUCAUUGUGAGUGUCUCUUUGCGAAUUGACAUUUAGACAAUUGAAAAUCGUAAAAUAGGAAAUUUCAUUCACUGAAUUUGAGGAAGACAUGAUACAAGUUUAGAAUUUCAGCAGCAGCGCUAGACAGUACAAAGUAACAGAUGUGACCAGUACAUCGGCACUGACAGAACAAAUUAGCGAUCUUCGAACUUAGUUACAACAAACUAAUUCUAUCGAAAGAAUGAAAGUGAAGGGAAGACUAUAUACCAUUUAAUAGAUAAAAAAUAAUUCAAAAAUAGAACACGAGAAAUAUUGAAAAGCUGUCUGCUUUUUUCAAAUUCUGCUAAUUUCCGUUCGACUGUUUCAGGACCUCACAAUAUGUCACCGCUAUGCCAGCAUUGAGUAUUGCGCAAAGAACUCCUUUUCCAAUCCAUUAGUGACGAAUUACUCGAGACGAUAAAUGAAGUCAGCCAACUUAUCGGUUGUCCUGUGACACUGAUCAGAAACUAGACCGGAAGCACGUGUUACA
Bombus pyrosoma is the source of this 1626-nucleotide messenger RNA. RefSeq names its product argininosuccinate lyase (gene Argl). Gene Ontology annotation, cellular component: cytosol. NCBI's taxonomy places the organism in Eukaryota, Metazoa, Arthropoda, Insecta, Hymenoptera, Apidae. The record is from RefSeq and is a predicted model, not a curated record. Gene Ontology annotation, molecular function: argininosuccinate lyase activity.